Molecule: messenger RNA, 1992 nt
Organism: Bufo bufo (common toad)
Lineage: Eukaryota; Metazoa; Chordata; Amphibia; Anura; Bufonidae
Product: Fc receptor-like protein 5
Exons: 12
Coding region: 77-1957 (626 amino acids)
Biological process (GO): cell surface receptor signaling pathway
Molecular function (GO): transmembrane signaling receptor activity
Source: RefSeq, a predicted model, not a curated record
ACAGAAGAGUAGAUAUGAGAUUUCUGCCUCAGACAAAGAUGCUCCAGGAAGAUAUUAUUGCAAAUAUUGGGUAGAAAUGAAUGGACGGACCAUCAGCUCGUCACCUAGUGAGCAUGUCACCGUCAAUGUCACAAACACACCGCUGCCUCCAAACAUUACUCUGGUACCGUUAUUCUCUGUAUAUACUACUAAGGAAUCUGUGCAUCUGGAAUGUGCACUUCCUGAUGUCACGGCAGCGAAAGGAAUCCAGAUUUACAAAGAAGGAAAGAAGAUCCAUGAAGAGGUGACACUAAAGAGUAGAUAUAAGAUAUCUGCCUCAGACAAAGAUGCUCCAGGAAGAUAUUAUUGCAAAUAUUGGGUAGAAAUGAAUGGACGGAGCAUCAGCUCGUCACCUAGUGAGCAUGUCACCGUCAACGUCGCAAACACACCGCUGCCUCCAAACAUUACUCUGGUACCGUUAUUCUCUGUGUAUACUACUAAGGAAUCUGUGCAUCUGGAAUGUGCACCUCCUGAUGGCACGGCAGCAAAAGGAAUCCAGAUUUACAAAGAAGGAAAGAAGAUCCAUGAAGAGGUGACACAGAAGAGUAGAUAUGAGAUUUCUGCCUCAGACAAAGAUGCUCCAGGAAGAUAUUAUUGCAAAUAUUGGGUAGAAAUGAAUGGACGGACCAUCAGCUCGUCACCUAGUGAGCAUGUCACCGUCAAUGUCACAAAUAUCCCCCAGGAUCCAUCCAUUAUUCUGAAUCCUAAGUUACCUGUUUAUAUAAAAGGGGAAAAUGUGAACAUCACUUGUUCUUUUCCUGAGCAGUCUACCGUCAUCUCCAUCCAGUACAUCAAAGACAACCAAGAGAUUCACAGAUCUAAGACACCCAAGACCAUGUCCACAUAUGUAUUAUCUAAUUUAUCUCUGGAGAAUACAGGUCAAUAUAAGUGUCAGUACUGGGUUAAAACUUCCGGGAGACAAAUUUCUUCCAAUGCAAGUGUUCCUAUAUCUAUCAUUGUGGAGGAUCCACCCAUUACUCCAGUUCUUAAGCUGGCUCCAACUCUGGAAAUGUAUGUAGUAGGAGAAAGCCUUGUAUUUACAUGCAGCGGCCUUGUCAAUGCAAGACAUACCAUAUAUAAAGAUGGCCAGCUGCUGCAGAACGAUUUCUUCCAUCUAAUCCCAAGUGUACAGUUAUACCACAAUGGAAGCUAUACCUGUGCAUACAAUUUUGAUAACAAGGGACGUCAGAUGGAGUCAUCCCGAAGCCAGGCUGUUAACAUAUAUGUAAUCGAACCAUUGCCAGCUCCUAUACUCACAUUGGGACGCCCCAUAGAAAAAGUAGAAGAGGGGUUUGUGGUAACAUUAAACUGUUCUGCACCAGAUGAAGAUCUGCUUAGGACGUUUUACUAUUUCAGCACAACAGAAGAUAAUCAUUUGGCCAACUUGACAGGUUUUUCAAAAUCUCUUGAGUUGAAAGUGGGACAUGUCAGCCAAAUUUCCUAUAUCUGUGAAUAUGAACAGGAGCUGAAGGGAAGAACGAUUAGGUCUAGAAGGAGUCAAACACUUCCCAUACAGCUGUCAGAAGCCUCCAUAAUGUCCCCUCCAGUGAUAGCUGGUAUUAUCGGAGCAAUCUCUCUUCUUCUUUGUUUUACUCUGGCACUUUGGUUCUACAUGAAAAGUAAAAGAUAUAACAGACUUAAUCGUUUUCGUUUCAGUUGGUACUGGAAGGAAAAUCGGUCUCCAAAAAGGCCUGAUGCUCCACAACCUUUGUGUCCAUUGAAAGAAACUGAAGAGAAAAAUCAAAUUCUGGAUAUUUCUGUAAAAGAUCACUACAAAAUAGUUUCAAUAAACCCUGCAUGUCUAUCAAUUGCAACACAAAAGGAGACUGAUGCUCUAGACGGAGCUAUGAACUUCUCCACAUUUCACUGUAAAAAUGUAUCUGAAGGAGACACUGCCUGGAAUUCCUCAGGCCUUUAAAAAGGGAAUGAAGAUGAUUUAGUUUAAUAUGUUCU